UGCCUGCGAAAAGUCAUUUGUUUAUAAGCAAGGGAAAGAUCUUUGCAGUGUAUAAUUUGUGUACAGCGUUAUGAUUGUUUAAUGAUUGGAGUGUCAGUACGGCAUAAUUUUCGUUAUCCUGUUACGUAUAAGAAGUUGUGAGCUGUAGGUUUUGCUUCACGAAAAUGUGAAUCACAUCUAAGAAAUGCAAGACUGUCCCUGUUCGAGAACAUGCAUGUGCUGUUUGUUGAAGCCUGGGAAGCAAAACAAGAAUUGUGAGCAAAGCAAGUUUGAAAACAAGGGCAAGCCUAUCAUAUACAUGGCAUCUGUUUCACAUCCUGUGUAACACGUAUGAGGAUAAGUGACUUAUUUGUAAUUGAGUCCUAAUGCAAAAUAAAAGUUCGACCAGAACAGUUCAUAUUAACCUGUCGAGUGCAGUGGAGUACCCACACACUCAGCUCGACACACACAACCAAAGGAAUCGUAUAUAUUUUGUAGAACGUCAAAGUGUCCUCCAACUCAUGACGAAGUCUGCUAUCUUCUUCAAACAGAAGCGGCUAAGAGAAACCAAUACACACCCUUUAGAAAGGAUAACACUCUACUUGUGAUAAUUGGUAUUGUGACGAUAUCAGGUGAUAGCAGUCUCUCUCUUUGCUAGUGGAAUGUUGCAGAUAAGUUAGAAAGGAUCUCUUCAUGAAUGUAUGGUUCUGCCAUUAGCAGAAAUUUUGUAGCUGUAGCGUAUGUUGCCAUCACCUGGUGCAAGUGCAGGGCGGCUGCUGGCACGGCUUUGGGUGGGUGAUCCUCGGCCGCCAGGCUGCUCUCCACCACCUGCGCCACAAACUGUCAGUCGUGGCACUGAGACAACACCUCCAAGGCAUACCCAUCGUCCAUUUGUGUGUGGCCACUGCGGUAAGGCUUAUGCACAGUCAUCACACCUAGCACACCACGGACGUACACACACUGGAGAGCGUCCAUUUGCAUGUCAGUUCUGUGGAAAGACAUACAUGCAGUCAUCACAUCUGACCCACCAUCGCCGCACUCAUACUGGCCAACGUCAGUUUGUAUGCAAGGUAUGUGGGAAGUCGUACUGCUAUUCAUCUCACCUAGCAGUACACACAAGGACACACACAGGUGAAAGGCCCUUCACAUGCCAACAGUGCGGGAAGACUUUCGCACAGUCAUCGCACCUGUCACAUCACCGCCGUACUCAUACAGGAGAGAGGCCAUUUGUGUGUAAGGAAUGUGGGAAGUCAUACAUGUACUCAUCACAUCUUGUAGUACAUCGACGGUCUCACACUGGUGAAAAACCAUUUAUUUGUAGAGACUGUGGUAAGGCAUUUGCAGAAUCAUCAAAGUUGGCACAACAUUCACGUACUCACACAGGAGAACGUCCAUAUUCCUGCUCAGAAUGUGGCAAGACCUACUCUCAUUCUUCACAUCUUGCUGCCCACCGCCGCACACAUGGUGGCGUGGAGGAUGAAAGGGCAUUUGCUUGCCCAUGCUGCCCUCGAGCUUUUGCUGCAGCUACAAAAUUGGCUGAGCAUGCCAGAUCACACCUUCAGCAGCAGCAGCAGCAGCAGCAGCAGCAGCAGCAUGGCCACAGUACAACUACAUUGUCAUCUUGCAAGGUGUGUGGAAAAGCUGUUACAAGAAGUGCUGAUUCUCCUGCAAGUGAUAUCCCCCCUGUCUGCCAAGAAUGUGAGGAGAAAGCAUUUUCACAUUGCCUUGCUUUGUCGUGGCAUGCUCAUAUGCAGACACAGAAUGGAGAACGCCUGAAGUUGACUGUAACAGCAACACAACCAGCACUGACACUGCCACGUCCAGCAACUGCAACACGCUGAGGAUGUUAUAAUCAGACGAAUAUCUUAUAUGUCUAAUCUAUGAUGUUUUUGGAUAUGAUUACUACAAACUAUCAGGCAAUUUCAGAACCCCUCCAAGUGCAUUUUUUAACAAUCUGUUACUUACCAUAAUUGAUUAUUUCUUCUUAAGAAUGGUGGGGGGAUAAGGUUAUUGACCACCUAAUUUUUGUGCAUCAUUUGUAACAAAAAGUGUAUUGUGGAAGUCAAGAAUUGGCUUGUAAAAAUACUUAAACAUUGUGAGCUGGAUGCAACAUAAUUUUACAAUAAAAUAAUUGCAGAUACUGUUGUAAAUACGUGUAAUAAAUGUUUUCUCUGUGAAAGUACCGUUCUUGGUGUUUGUGUUGCAACAUUAUUUUACUUGUUUACACACUGGCUGGGAAAUGUAAUUUCACUGCCUGUAAUUAAGAAUAAAGGAAAAAUACUUAUUGAAAAAGAAUACUUCAGAAAAUGUGAAAUGGCCAUAUAAACGGCCCACAAAAAUUUGACUGGAUUGACAGGUAUGGUAGGAAGUUGCAUUCAAGCAAAUCUAAUUCUGAGAGCUUCAGUGUCUUGUGUUUUAAUGGCUGUCACCAGGCUCACUUUUGCUUUAGACUGAAAUCCUCUUAGAUUGCAGUGGAGUGUUCACUGUUCUAAACCUUCAUAUGAGUUUAAAUUGUGUUCUGAAUUUGAACUUCAACCCAAAUUUAUGCCAUUCUCAUUCAUUACUCCACCACCUAUUAUCCUAGAACAUUUUGUGGAAAUAUUAAUAUAUCAGAGUCUAAUUUUGGAACAGUGUGUUAAUCUGCUACAAAGGUUUAAAAAGAAUGCAACAGUUGUGUAACGUGCAAUUUAGCCUUAUUCUUAGUAUUAAUUUUUUUCUAUCAUUAUUCCAUUAUAUCUAUGGAAAGCUUCAUAAACAGAAGAAAAUUCCUUGUACUUCAUGUUUUAGGACAUAGAUAAUUUAUAACCAGCUGUAUGAUGACUAAUGAGCUGAAUAAUUUCCUCAUACUUGAUUAUUUAACUGCCCAUAUUUAUUGUGUGUGUUUCUCAUGUACAAAAGUAAUUGUUUCUACCUCUGUAAGUAAGUCCAUAAACUAAAAGUAAAUACUUACAUCGGCCCUAUUCUGUCUUUCUUGUCAUCUCUAUUUUUUACCUACACAUGCUAUUUUCAGAUCAUAGUGACAAGUACACAGUAUUUUAAGUAUGCAUUCUUCCAUGUCCACUCUUUCUUUCUGAAUGAAACUAGUUUUCUUUCAGAUGCAGAUAACAUAUGAGAGUAGAUUUGCUCAUUGUACAACUCAGUAGCAGUGUCUUGAACACCCAAGGGCUCAUCACGCAACUGCAACACUGAGAAACAUACCAUCACAUGUCCGCAGCUCGUGGUCUAGUGGCUAGCAUUGCUGCCUCUGGAUCAUGGGGUCCCUGGUUCGAUUCCCGGCUGAGUUGGGGAUUUUCUCUGCCUGGGAACUGGGUUUUCGUGUUGUCCUCAUCCUUUUAUUAUUAUUAUUAUUAUUAUUUUUAUCAUCAUCAUCAUCAUCAUAAUUCGUGACAGUGGCUCGAUUGGAUUGUGUAAAAAUUAGACUGUGAGAAAAUUGGGACUUUUUAUGGGUGCUGAUGACCGCACAGUUGAGCGCCCCAUAAACCAGUCAUCAUCAUCGUCAACAACAACAACAACAGAAUCAACAUUCCAUCACUGCAUUUUACUAGGCACAAAAGUCUUGCUGCCUUUGCGGAGGCAACACGUUGUAUUAAAACCACAGAGAGAUUAAGCCUCGACAGUACUUAUCUUUAGGAGAUGAAAUUCCCAGUGACACUGAUAGAUAAACAUAAAAUAGAAUGCAGUGUUAUUAACAUUUAGAAAAGAAGGCAUCUUCUUUAGAGAAGGAAGAGGAAUUCUUUGGGGCAGGUUGAGAAAAGGGGCAGAUCACUGGGACCUUAAGUUAAAGAGAGACCCACCUCAGCUGUAAGUGAUUUGCCUCCAGACCACCUUCCAACCUCCCCCAAACCACAUCCUUUCACCUUCCUGAGAAGGAACAUGUUCCAAAUAUUAAUAUAUUGUGUUCUAAUUAAGUGUUGUUAUCAACUGUACUGGGAGAUGUCUCUCGUGAAGGUAAGUAUUGGCCAGUCUUUAUUCCUGUUUGUGAUUUUUAACAGUUUUAGGAGUUGAAUUUUCAUUUUUACGUAGUUAACUUAUUGUGCUCUCAUGUAUGUGUGAAUGGUUUAUCCAGCCAGUUAUAAAUAUGUACUGCAGGAAAUCACAGAAACAAUAAAUCUUGGAUGCAGGGUACUAGUGUUUGCUGUCUAACUUCAACAUUGUUUUUUCCUACCAGCAGAUUUGGUACAUUUACCCUAUUCUGUACUUUUGAUGGAGAAGAGACUUCUGAUGUGUUGAGAUGUGAUAGUUCUCGUUUUUGACACUUACGCAAAUGGAAUUUUGCUGUCUUAUUCGUAAAAAAGCUAAUCAUCCGUGACUGUAAGGUUUUCCUUUGCCAGGGCAAUUCUGCGAAAUCUUGAUUGGCAGGUGGCAGUGUAGUGAUUUAGGAACUUUGCAGCUGUGUAAUUUACCUCGCCAUACAGACAGGCAUACACAGUCAUGCCAGAAAAAAUAUCUUGUCUCAUUCACUGCAAAACUAACACAAGUUGUCCCUACACUAACUACUCCCUCCCCCGUGCUCAUGUCAUCUCAGAGGUGGCUCCUAUCCACAAAUCUACAAAAAAUAUUACACAUGCUAGAGUAAUAUACAGCACAACAAUUUCACAGGAGAAUAAAAAUUAUAAUAAAAACAAAAAAGAGCCUGCUAGAAGAACUGAAUAUAAAUUUCUCAGUUUUUAAGCAAUGGCAUUUUGAGUAAAAUACUUGAUGGUGGCAGAGUUAGUCAUCAAAAAGUGUUUUAUUUGAAAUGAUGCGACUUGAAAAUCAAGAAGAUUUUAUUCACAAAUGUAACAGUUGUUAUUAAUUCUCAGGUUGAGUGAAUUAAUAAGUAACAUAGUGUGAGAUUUUUAACUGAGAGAAAGUUAAGUGUCUCCAUAUAGUUUGAAGCACCACUGUGAAUAUCAUUUGAUGUGCCUGCCUUCUUACACACAUUCUGCUGAAGUGUUACGAUUAAUAAAAUCUUAUUUCUUAUGCUAUUUCAGCUCUAAGUGAACAUUUAUAAUUGUAGUGACUACCUUUGUCAUAAUCAGUGGUGGUGAGUAUCACCAGUUCUUGCCAUAGUGUGUCCAAAAUUUUCAUGUGGAAAUAAUGAUGGUACCUUUCAUUGGACAAAUAGGUAUAGUUGAUGUAAGUACAGGACCACCACUGGCACAGCCAUUAACACACCUUCAGGCAGCUGAAUGUAGAUCAUUACAGUCACUUAGCAUAAAGAGUUUGAUUUGAUCUGUAGAUACGUUUGAUUAGUAGAUAACCUCAUUGCAGUGGUGUAUUUGAAAUUUUAUAAACUGUUUUGGAACAGACUGAAUAUGGCCAAACAUUGAUCUAGGCAGGCAGGCGGUACUGGAGACAUCCUCAUCAAUUCAGAUUUCUCUUACGCAUUUCAUUCUAAAGUUCCUGCAGUGUGUCAAGUAUGCUUAUCCACAACAUUAUUGGCAUUGACUGUGAGACUUGAAGUUGGUUGGGUGGUUCGUUGCAUGGAGAUAACUACAAGGUUGUCAGUCCCUCACUUGCAAAAUGGAUAAUAGCAUUGCUAAGCCAAGGUAAAAGUAAUCUAAGCAAGUUAUUGUGCUGUGUGGAAAAUAGUAAGAUAAAGAUGUCUGGAAUAUUGACAAUGCUAGGGUGACAGCAUUGCAGUGUGGGAUCAGGAUUCACAGGUCAUUAAAUUUUAAUGUAUAUGCCCAUUGUGACUGUUAUAUAUAUCAAUAUAACUUCGAUAUAUGUAUUUCGUUGUCUUAUACAAUGUGUGUGGUAAAUCUGACUCCACACUUCUUUAGAAUACAGCCUACUUUGGUGGUUGUGAUAGAGUGUAAAGGAAAUUGUGUAGUUAACUCUGCCAUAAUCUCAUUUGAUCUGUGUGUUUUGUAGUUUUGUGUAACUUGAUUCAGUUUGGAUUGUAGUUUAUAGUCACUGGAGAUCGCUUGACUCUCGUGUGCUGCAGGUAGACCUGAGAAGGCAUUUUACUGAAGGUCAUAAAAACCAGUUAACUGAUUUUCAUUAUAUAUUCAUUAAACAGUUUGAUAUGUGACCAGAACAUGGAAAAAAUUCAUUGUUAUAUACUUUUGUAAUAAAUUAAAUAUUAGGUUAGAACACAGUGAAGUGAUCUGUUAUAUUUCAGUGUCUCCAUGAGAUCAAUUAAGGAAAAUGCAUGUUACACUGUUGCAAAGACUGGAUUCCCACUUCCUCCUUUGUAGGGCUUGAAGCUUCCAAUUUAUAUGAAGAUUUCACAAUAGUGAGAGAUUUGCAUCUUCUGGAGAAGAUUAUGGUAGUGCCUAUUAAAAGGCUGAAUAUAUAACAAGAACUGAUGGAGCUUAGGUGCCAAGGAGAUUUCAUUGACAUAUAACAUUACAAUAAAAGAUAAGGUCAAGCAGUCAUUCAGUUUUUCCAUAGUUUUUGUGCUACUCAUUGCAAAGGAAAGAUAAUUUGUGGUUAAUGAACCACUUAAUGAAAUUGAUUUUGAAUUACAGCUGAAGCUACAGUUUAUAUAUUUGAUCAUUUUAAAGAUAAGAUAUGACACCAAUAGCACUGAAUAUGUGUAUGUCAUUGGCCCGCAGCUGUUAGGUUUAACUCGGUAGACUGUACAGUAUUUGGAAAUGUCUUACACAAAUAUAAUUGUUAAUUCAAGUUUCGUUGUACAUAGCACUCCCAAGUGUAUGAGAGUUAAGUAGGGAGGAAAUACUGAGAUGAGAUGUUUUUCUGGAACACUUGGCUAGAAUGAAUGUUAAUGUACUGCUGGUGACAGCUACUUCUGAAUUAAACUCUUUGUUGUUUGAGGAAUUCAGCCAUAAAUAAUAAUCAUCUUGUUGCAUGAGAAAACUGCUGCUUUAAAAUAUUAUUAAUUGAAAUUGACUAAGCCAAGUAACACCCCAAAACAUGCAAAUUAUUAUUUAGCAAUAAAAUUUUAUUGAAGUGCAAGAUUAAUUUGUCUUGCCACAGUAUACAAAUAAAAUUUGUUUUGUUUUGUGAGCCUAAUUGGUGGUAUAUAUUUUUCACUAAAUUGUUUAAUAAUUAGCAUAUAUAACAAAGAAUGUGUGUAUUUGUGACCACCAGGAAUAAAACGUGUUUUGCAAG
Messenger RNA from Schistocerca cancellata (South American locust), 7038 nucleotides. RefSeq names its product zinc finger protein 239-like. The record is from RefSeq and is a predicted model, not a curated record. Bases 720 to 1820 code for a protein of 366 amino acids. NCBI's taxonomy places the organism in Eukaryota, Metazoa, Arthropoda, Insecta, Orthoptera, Acrididae. The transcript is spliced from 5 exons.